This is a messenger RNA of Zingiber officinale, 1429 nucleotides long. RefSeq names its product TATA-binding protein-associated factor 2N-like. The transcript has 8 exons. The record is from RefSeq and is a predicted model, not a curated record. Bases 139 to 1173 code for a protein of 344 amino acids. Gene Ontology annotation, molecular function: RNA binding. NCBI's taxonomy places the organism in Eukaryota, Viridiplantae, Streptophyta, Magnoliopsida, Zingiberales, Zingiberaceae.
UAUUUGUGUGCCGGUAUUUAAGGUCAGGACCAGAAGAACCCUAGCCACCACCUCUCCAUCCCCAUCAAAACCCUAACCACUUCGAUCCUUUUGGCUCUGCCGCGCUCCCGCCCCGCCACGCCACGCCACGCCCCAACCAUGGACAGGUACCAGAAGGUGGAGAAGCCGCGGCCAGAGUCGGCCAUUAAUGAGAACGAGAUUCGAAUCACCGGCCAGGGUGUGAUCCGAAACUACGUCAGCUACGCCACGAGCCUUCUCCAGGAAAAACAUAUAAGGGAGAUUGUCUUAAAGGCAAUGGGGCAAGCAAUAAGCAAAGCAGUAGCUAUUGCAGAGAUUAUCAAGAAAAGGAUGCCUGGGCUAUAUCAGGAAACACAAAUCAGUUCAGUUAGCAUCACUGAUGUUUGGGAACCAAUUGAAGAGGGUCUUGUACCUUUGGAGAUGGUACGCCAUGUUUCAAUGAUUUCAAUAUCUUUGUCAACUAGAGAGCUUAACAAGAAUUCCCCUGGGUAUCAAGCUCCCUCACAUCUUGAACAGCCAAGGUAUCAGCAAAGAUACCAACAACGCCAACAGUCUCAACCACAGCAGCAAUUUCAAUCAAACCAAGCACAAGGCCAGCUUAAUGAAGAUUCUUAUGCCCAACGUGGAAGAGGAAGGGGUAGAGGUAGAGGAAGAGGGUGGGGAAGAGGAUAUGGUGGUGGCUAUGGUGGAUAUGACAACAGUCAAGGUCGGUAUGCUGGUUAUGGAGGAAACAAUCAAGUUGGCUAUGGUGGUUAUGGAUACAACCAAGGUGGAUAUGGUGGAUACCAAGAAAAUGGUGGAUGGAACUCUAAUUGGGGUCGAGGUGGUGGACGUGGUAGAAGCAAUUGGAGUUAUCGUGGCGGAGCAUAUGGUGGUGGAGACCGAAUGACAGGCGGAGCAUAUGGCGGUGGAGAUCGAAUGACAGGUGGAGCAUAUGGCGGAGGAGACCGAAUGUCAGGCGGAGCAUAUGGUGGAGACCGAAUGACAGGCGGAGCAUAUGGCGGAGGAGACCGAAUGACAGGUGGAGCAUAUGGCGGAGACCGAAUGCCCGGUGGAAGGGCAGGAGGGGGGAGGGGUUAUGGUAAUGUUCGAGGAAGGAUGAUGGGUGGUGGACGAGGCAGGAUGGGCGGCCGAGGGAGAGCGAACCAGUUUUGAUGCCCUAAUUGUGUUUUGCACAUGUUCCAUCUUUUGCCAGUUAAUGUAGGAAAAGAAUGCUCUUUUUUGGGCUCUUAACUGUGUUGCAAUCGCAACAAAAUCGUGUGCUUUCAAGGCAAGAUGUUUAUGUUGAUUGCUCAUUAUGAUUCUGUAAUCCUCAUAAUCGUGGAGUUUGUGCUGUAAGCUUUCUCCAUAUCUUUUGUUCAUAUAACUCGUUUAUUUUGACAAUUCUAGUUCUCACACUGAGUCUUCUGUU